AUGUCCUGUUUGUGUGGGGGGGUAGAUGCUGAGCUGACCUUUGAACCCAACUCAACCACUCUAUAUUCUGGGGAGCACGUUAAUCUCACGUGUCACAUGAGAAAAUCAAAUGUCAGUGAGUGGUUUUAUGAGUUCAAGUGGAACGACAAACCACUGGUUCCCAUCACUUCCACUAACGUGCUCAGGAUUCCAGAGCUAACGCCCGACAGGAACGGGGAUUAUCAGUGCAUCGCUCACCACAACAGCUCAGAAGAGAACAGACGGAGCAACAGGGCCACUCUCUCUGUGUCAGCACACAGACCCAGAGCCACAGUGAGAGCAUCCAGGACGUCCAUCCCAGUGGGCGGCUCUCUGACUCUGACCUGUUCUGUGGAGGAGUCUGCGGGUUGGAGCUACGACUGGUUCACACGUUCCCCAGACGCUGAGGAAACCGCCAUCGCAACAAAUCCUGUGCAAAACUCUCUGAGCAUCUCACAGGGAGGCAGCUACUGGUGCAGGGGAAGAAGGACUCACUCAGAUUUCUGCUCAGAGAAGAGUCACGUGCAUCACAUCGACAGAACCUUGUCCAACAGAAGCUUUGUCGUGCUGCAACACAACUGGACUCAGAUAUUCAGCGGUGAGACGAUCUCUGUCAGGUGUGAGAUCCAGGGAGGAGGAGACACCCAGUGGGAAUAUGAAUGGAGGACAACAAGCUCCCACCAACCAGUCACUGGUCCAGACACAGCUCCCACACACAGUAAAUACAGGCUGGGCACUGCCUCUGUUUUCCACAGUGGAGAGUACUGGUGUAAGGCCAGAGCGGACUGGUAUUCCUCAACAGAGUGGAGUGAGGCCUUCCAGCUGAGAGUAACACCCGAUAAACCCAGGCCCAGGCUGACUGCCGAUAACACAACCAUCACAGGAAAGGGAAGCGUAGCACUGAGCUGCUCUGUGGAGAACCCGUCUGAGUGGAGAUACGACUGGUUCAGAAGAACCUCAGCCUCCUCUGCAGCUCAGAUCCUAAGAUAUAAUGAAACACAUGAUGGAAUCAGCAUCUCAGAGGAAGGCAUCUACAGCUGCAGAGGACGGAGAGGAGACACAACCUUCCUCACAGAGGACAGCAACCGAGUCACAAUAGAGAACAGAGUUUCCCACAAGGCGUCUGUGGCCCUGCAGCCUGACUGGUCUCUGGUCUUCAGCGGUGAGACGAUCACUGUCCGGUGUGAGGUCCCUGCAGAUGUACCAGCUGAGUGGGAGUAUGAAUGGACCAAACCCAACUCAACUACGGUUCCAACACACAAUGAAUUCAGGAUUGUCAAUGCGUCCUCGUCCGACAGUGGAAGCUACAGGUGUUUGGCUAAAGACAAGAAGAACUUGAAUUCCACGACCGAGUGGAGCGAUGACGUCACAUUAACAGUUUCUGCCUAUUGA
Messenger RNA from Limanda limanda (common dab), 1410 nucleotides. RefSeq names its product basement membrane-specific heparan sulfate proteoglycan core protein-like. Lineage: Eukaryota; Metazoa; Chordata; Actinopteri; Pleuronectiformes; Pleuronectidae. Gene Ontology annotation, biological process: cell surface receptor signaling pathway. Bases 1 to 1410 code for a protein of 469 amino acids. The transcript has 6 exons. Gene Ontology annotation, molecular function: transmembrane signaling receptor activity. The record is from RefSeq and is a predicted model, not a curated record.